AUGAGGGAUUUAUCUCAGACAGCGAAUGACCGACGGAAUCAAUGCGGACGCGUCUGCAGAAUCAUCGAGCACAUGAUUGACUACGAAGACUGGAACAAAGACACACCCUUCGUAGGUAAAGCCGAGUCAUUUAUGGCGAAUAACUUCGUUGCCGAUGUUGCGGCCAGAGGUAUGAUCAGAGCUGCCAAAGCGGAACGCGAAUCCCGCGAGGCCGGGGCAGCAGGAGUUCCGCCGGAGGUCGAGUCGCAUUUUGACUUCGACUUCUCGAUAUGGGAUCCGAUGGGAUGGCCGGUGAAUUGGCAGGAUGGUGAUGACCUACUAUUUCUCAACGAGAAUAUUGGUGGGUCCUCGUGA
This is a messenger RNA of Aspergillus caelatus, 354 nucleotides long. RefSeq lists its product as uncharacterized. The coding region runs from base 1 to 354 and encodes 117 amino acids. The transcript has a single exon. The record is from RefSeq and is a predicted model, not a curated record. NCBI's taxonomy places the organism in Eukaryota, Fungi, Ascomycota, Eurotiomycetes, Eurotiales, Aspergillaceae.